This is a messenger RNA of Triticum turgidum subsp. durum (durum wheat), 1545 nucleotides long. Lineage: Eukaryota; Viridiplantae; Streptophyta; Magnoliopsida; Poales; Poaceae. The record is from the annotation of a GenBank genome assembly.
AUGGCGGCCUCCACGAUGGCAGCACCGACGGCUGAGCUCCCGGCCGCAGACCACCUGGAGACUCCCAUGGCCACGUCCCGCACGCCCAUCCGCGCGAUCCUUGCCGCCACGGACGCUCUCGCCGGCGAGCGCGUGGUCGUGGGCGGCUGGGUCCGGGCCGGCCGCGUCCAGUGCGGCGGCACCAUGGCCUUCCUCACCGUCAACGACGGCUCCUGCCACGCCAGCCUCCAGCUCGUCGUCGAAGCGGCCUGGGUGGCGCACCCGCCGCUCGCCCGCCUCGCGACCACGGGGACCUCCGUGCUCGUCUCCGGCGUGCUCCGGGUCCCGCCCGGGAAGAGCAAGGAGCGCAUCGAGCUGGGCGUCGAGGCCGUCAUCGAGGCCGGCGAGGUCGACGACCCGGCCGCCUACCCGCUCCCCAAGACCAGGCAGCUCAAGCUCGACCACCUGCGGGACUUCCUCCACCUCCGGCCGCGCAACGACACCAUCGCGGCGGUUGCGAGGAUGAGGAGCGAGCUCACGUUCGCGACGCACUCGUUCUUCCGGGAGUUGGGCUUCCUGUGCGUGCACACGCCGAUUAUCACCACCAACGACUGCGAAGGCGCCGGCGAGAUGUUCCAGGUCACCACACUCUUCAGCCAGGCCCAGAAGGCGGACAGGGAGCUCAAGCUCAAACUUGCAGCUCACCAUGAGCAUGAUGCCGACGAUGAUGAAGAAGGAACUGUCAGUUUCGAGAGCGACUUCUUCAGGCGUCAGGCUUUCCUCACCGUCUCCGGCCAGCUCCAGGCCGAGGCCUACGCCUGCGCGCUCAGCGGCGUCUACACCUUCGGUCCCACGUUCCGCGCCGAGAACUCGCACACGUCGCGGCACCUCGCCGAGUUCUGGAUGGUCGAGCCAGAGAUCGCAUUCGCAAACCUGCAGGAUAUCAUGAACUAUGCAGAGAGUUACGUGCAGUACCUGUGCAAAUGGCUGCUGGAGCAUUGCAUGGAGGACAUGGAAUUCAUGGCUAAAACCCAUGAUAAGUCUGCGAUCGAGCGUCUCGAGCUCGUUUCCUCGACGCCUUUCGAACGUGUCUCGUAUACAAAGGCCGUUGAGAUCCUGAUGGGCUCAGCUGGUAGCAAGAAGUUCCAGACCAAAGUUGAAUGGGGAAUCGAUUUAGCGUCCGAGCAUGAGAGGUACUUGACUGAGGUGAUAUUUAAAAAGCCUGUCAUCGUUUAUAACUACCCGCGAGGGAUAAAAGCGUUUUAUAUGAGGCUCAACGAUGACCAGAAGACUGUGGCUGCCAUGGAUGUUCUAGUACCCAAGGUUGGUGAAUUAAUUGGUGGAAGUCAAAGGGAGGAGCGCUUCGAUAUCCUGAAACAACGGAUACUGGAUGCCGGUUUGCCGAUGGAAUCCUAUGAGUUCUAUCUGGACCUUCGACGCUAUGGAUCCGUGAAGCACAGCGGGUUUGGGCUGGGCUUGGAGAGGAUGCUCCUCUUCGCCACGGGCCUUGACAACAUCAGAGAUGUCAUCCCCUUCCCGAGAUACCCUGGAAAGGCCGACCUCUGA